UACACAGCUAUGAAUAUUUCAAAGCAAAGCCAAUCAGCAACAACAAAGCUAACGGAAUGACAAACCGUUGUGUAAACAGGAAAAUGUUACAGUCCAUUGGUCAGACUACAACCUUGAAAAUUGUUACGGUGUCUGGUCGCCAAGAAACAAGAAAAUAAUCCAAGCACGGGAGACAGUGCAUUGAGGACUCUGUGUAUGAUCUGGUCUCUCAGCCAGGCAGUUGUGGGAGAGAAGUCCUGGGUUUUUUAACCUUUUAUAAUAAGGCUUCUUUGAGGAAGGUGAACUUAAAGACAGAAGUCGCUAGAACAAACCAGGAGAGGAAGGAUGACAGUUUUAAUCACAUCUGUGUAAAAACAAGAGGGGUUCAGGGAAGGAUGUGCAAGUAAAGAGGUUGUGACAGUGUCACUAAAUCCAGAAUAGAACGUGAUGUAUAAGGAAAGAAAGCAUUGUGGAAUCUCUACAAGUUAAAGGCCACCUUUGGAAAAUUCGGGAGAACAAAGGUGCAGAAUGCGAAAACGUUACAGAUUACUUGAAAAAUUUGGCCUGGUGUGCAUAGGAACACUGGGCUUAAUGUACAUUUUCGGUCACAACAGCCCGCCAGAACCAAUUGAUAUUGUGCCCCAGGAAGCCAUCCAACCGUUGGGCUCGCACAGCCUUGAUGCUGUCCAAACAGAGAAGCCAAAGCCAAAGCCAAAGCCUGCUCCCACGUGCAGAGAAAAUAUGAGUGUUUCAAGUUUGCCAACGUUUGCGGGUCAGCCGCAGAAUGUGAAGGACUUCCUGAGGUACAAGCACUGCAGAGAUUUCAAUCUCCUGCAGAACGUGCCAGACAAGUGUGGAAGGCCAGAGAAUUCUCACAAUGUCUUCUUGCUGCUGGUGAUCAAAUCUGACCCCUUCAAUCACGACCGGCGCGACAUGGUGAGGAGGACGUGGGGGAAGGAGCGGAAAUUCCAGGGUGUCCAAAUCAAGCGGGUCUUCAUCACCGCCAUGUCUCCGAACCAGCAUGAGCAGAAGAAACUGAACCGGGUGCUGGAGCUGGAGAACCGGCAACAUCGGGACAUCCUGCAGUGGGAUUUCCUGGACACCUUCUUCAACCUGACCCUCAAGCAGUACAAACUGCUUCAGUGGCUGGACAUCUAUUGUCCCAAGGCCCAGUUCAUCUUCAACGGAGAUGAUGAUGUCUUCGCCAACAGCGACAACAUGGUGGAGUACCUGCAGGGCGUGGAGGCCGGUCAGAAGGGAGGCCUGCAUCUCUACGUGGGGCACCUCAUCGCUGGUGUGGGCCCCAUCCGGGAGAAGUGGAGCAAAUACUACAUCCCUGAGUUGGUGACCACCUCCCAGUCCUACCCACCUUACGCAGGCGGCGGGGGCAUCCUCAUGUCACGGUACACGGCCAGCGUCAUUUACACUGUGGCCCGCGGGAUCGAAGUCUUCCCCAUCGAUGACGUGUUCUUCGGCAUGUGCCUGGAGAGAGCGGGCCUGGCCCCCAAAUCGCACAUGGGUUUCCGAACGGCUGGUGUGUGGGUACCGUCUCCCCAGGAUGACACGUUUAACCCGUGCUACUACCGGGAGCUCCUAUUGGUGCACCGCUUCCGGCCGUAUGAGCUGCUGUUGAUGUGGGAGGCAGUGCACAACAGCAGCCUGCGUUGUGCCCGAUCACCUCCAGAAGGUGGUGUUGCAACAGACAUAGGGCACCACGAUUCAUGAAUCACCAAACCUUGGUAUUGUGGGUGGCACACUGGGACUCGUGCAUACUUAUUGAAGGAAAUCCUUACAAAUAGACUUCAGCAUCUACCAUAUCACCAUUCAGCAACAUCUCCCCUCCCCCCACCCCCAACCAAAUGGGGAAUAUCUUGCUUGGCAGUUAUCCAGGCCAUUCUCCCUCUGAAACUACAGCCUGCCCUCCAGCUGCUGAGUGUCAAGGGUGUCAACGACAUGGAGCAUUGUAGCUCAGUCCAAUGCACGCCUUGUCUGGUGUCCCAGUGAAGCUUACUGCAAAAUGGUCAAGAUUUAUCCAAUCUCCCAUCCUCGGAAGCCCUGUUGUGUUGAUACACAUACUCAUACUGAUGGACACUGAGCGACACACAGUGAAACACGAGGGUGUGUUUUUGAGCGAAGCUUUUUGUGCCUAGGGAAUAUUUCCAAUCAUUUUAACCUCUGUUGCCCUCCCCACAAUCCCGUAUCUUUACCUCACCCAAAGCUCGGAGUGAUUAAUAAUAUUCCAACAGUGAAUGCUGAAGAUUGAGAGUUCAUUGGGUCAUCCCAUCUAGAAGCAAUUUCUGAAGUUGUCUUUGGGUCAGGGUGAAAAAGUUCCAAGUUGUUCAUGAGCCAUUUAGAUGCUGCAGUGUGUUUGGUGAGCUGGGGUCAGUGAGUGGAAUGGAUGUGCUCAAUGCCAUUCCUCAUGCCUUUAAUUCUAACUUGAUACCAUGGUCUCCAUCCAAUCAUUAGCUCAAACUGAAUUGUCUUCCUCUUCCUGGUUUCCUUUUGAUCAAGGGGGUGGGUUAAUUUCACAGAUCUUAUUUUGAUAAGUUUUGCAUCUCCAUGAUGCAAAUUAGACUGAUACUGAUUUGUUUAAAUGCAGCAAGAAGAAAAAUGCAACUUUGGUGUUGUUUGUUUAUACUAUUUGUGAGUUUGGUAGAAAUAUCAAAAAGCUAUUUCCUUAUUUUAUUAUUUUAAGAAGAAAGCUUGGAUUUAUUAAGAGCAAGCAGACUGUGAAUGAUCGCCACCAGACUAGACAGAGGGAGAAGGCACCCUCUUGUCGUGAUGUCAGUGCAAACAGGAAUGUGAAAGCAAUUGUUGCAUCACUUAGAUCAGACAGUAACUACAUGUUCAAAAAUGCUUUGGUUCUAAAGUCCCCAAAAUAUGUAAAAAGCCUUGAAUAAAUACAAACUGUCUUUCUACUAAAAUUUGAACACAA
Rhincodon typus (whale shark) is the source of this 2914-nucleotide messenger RNA. Its product is annotated as N-acetyllactosaminide beta-1,3-N-acetylglucosaminyltransferase 3-like. The coding region runs from base 508 to 1704 and encodes 398 amino acids. The record is from RefSeq and is a predicted model, not a curated record. Gene Ontology annotation, molecular function: hexosyltransferase activity. NCBI's taxonomy places the organism in Eukaryota, Metazoa, Chordata, Chondrichthyes, Orectolobiformes, Rhincodontidae. The transcript has 3 exons. Gene Ontology annotation, cellular component: membrane.